CGACCAGCACCUUCUCUUUGCUCCUCUGCCAGAUAGAAAACGCAACACAAUCCAUGGAGGCUGAACCCGCACCGGAACCCGGAUCCACAAGCUUCCCCUCCGCCGUCAACGGCGGCAAGACGUUGGAGGAAUGUCAAACCAUGAUCCAGAGGAGCCUCCGGACUCCGGUGGUGAAAUUUCUGUUGAAGCAUUUGGAGCAGUCUGGGUGUGGGAUUGGAGACAGGUUCAUCAAGGCCAUUAAUUGCAACAAGCAGAUUGCCGGCGGUUAUGUUCGUGGCGAAGGGAUACUGGUGUGUGGUAAUCAUAUGACAAUGCAAGACGAUGUCAACCAAGUAGUGAUACACGAGCUAAUUCAUGCUUUUGACGAUUGUCGUGCUAAAAACUUGGAUUGGUCUAAUUGUGCUCAUCAUGCUUGCAGUGAGAUUCGUGCUGGCCAUCUAAGUGGUGACUGCCACUAUAAAAGGGAAUUGUUGCGGGGUUUUGUAAAGAUUCGAGGUCAUGAACAAGAUUGUGUGAGACGAAGAGUUAUGAAAUCAGUUAUUUCCAAUCCGUAUUGCUCAGAAGCAGCUGCAAAGGACGCCAUGGAAGCUGUUUGGGAUGUAUGUUACAAUGAUACCCAGCCCUUUGACAGAGCUCCUUAAGAAACAGUAAUAGGUAUUUGCCUGAUCGCAACCAGUCAACUCCAUGUUUCAAAAUUUUAAUCUGGCAUUCCAGAAGAUUGUCCAUUAAGAGAAACAGGGUUGUUCCCUGAUUAUUUUUUUUGGCUGCAUAAGAUAUAUUCAUUUAAAAAAUUAUUUUCUUUCUUUACAUGGCUGUAUGAGGAAAUUUUACUGUAUCAGAUUGUCAUACAGAUUGUACACCGACAACGGUUGUUUUUUGUGCUUACGUUUCAAAAUAAUGCCAAUUUAUCAUGCUCAUUUUUCCUUCAAA
Molecule: messenger RNA, 930 nt
Organism: Pyrus x bretschneideri (Chinese white pear)
Lineage: Eukaryota; Viridiplantae; Streptophyta; Magnoliopsida; Rosales; Rosaceae
Product: mitochondrial inner membrane protease ATP23
Exons: 5
Coding region: 54-641 (195 amino acids)
Biological process (GO): mitochondrial proton-transporting ATP synthase complex assembly; mitochondrial protein processing
Cellular component (GO): extrinsic component of mitochondrial inner membrane
Molecular function (GO): metalloendopeptidase activity
Source: RefSeq, a predicted model, not a curated record